GUCUGACGUCAACCGGCAGCGAUGGUCGCCUUCGCUUCGCCGCUCUUCUGGCAGAUCCACUACCUCAUUACGAGCCUAAGUAAGAAGAACUUCAAGACGCAUGUAGCCGAGCUCAACCAGCUGGUCGGGCUCUAUGGCGAGGACGCGCGCGUGUACCUCCUCGGCUGCCUCGUGCGCGAGAUCGACUUUCGCGACACGAAGAGCCACAAGGACUCGCUCAAGGUGCAGCUGCUCACGCAUGAGAUUGGCCAAGCCUCGACCAAGCCCAACUUUACCACGUACCUCGUGCACGCGAUCCAAGGCGACGGCCAAGGCAGCGUCGUCGUGAACGAAGAGUUUCUGUUGCAUUUCUGCAAGGUCGUCAAGCUCAGCUUGCCGCAGCAGAUCACGAUUGGCCUUGCGUUUGCCAACGUCGAAGCGCGCAGCCUCGCGAUGGAGGCCAUCUCGUUCCUCAAGACCAAGCUCCCGGAGCUCGCGAUGGCCGGCGCCAAGCUGCCUGCCGACGUGCUUCACGGCCUCGUGUACCUCCUCCGCACGGACGACGCGUUCCAAAUGGACCUCGCGCAGACCGACUCGUUCCUUGCGAGCAUCGCGGCCGUGCACCCGACCGAGAUGUCGAGCCUCGAGCUCAAACCGCUCACGCUCGGCAACGUCGACCUCGUCGACUGCCUGGAUGCUAGCGCCAUCUCGGACGCGCUUCUCGACGACGUCCUCGGCGCUUGUACGUUUUACGACCUCAUGGAGGACGUGGGCUACAGCUGCACGGCGACGCCCAAGGCCUUCCGCGGACUCCUCGCCGAGGCGGGCUUGGAAAACUCGCCGUCGAUCCCGCCGGGCCACGUCGCCGGCAUGCUCUCGAUGCUCACGCGCACCUUCAAGGGCUUGCCUCUCGACGGCGCGGUGCUCAUCUCGACCUUGCCGUCGUACGAAGAUGCGGAUACCGCGGUCGUCGACGCUCCGCUCGAGACGUGGAACAUUGAUGUGAUCGCCGACGUGUUUGCAAAGGAUUUUCCGUCCAUCAAAUGGCCAAAAGUGCAGGAGAAGCUCGACCGCGACGACCUCGACGUCUCGGACCCGGUGCGCUUCCGCGUGCUCUUGAGCUGCUACCAGCUCAUUUCGCGCACCAAGUUUCGCGUGCUGCCGCUGCUCAAGCCGUGGAAGCACAAGCGCGUCCAUUUGCAGCUGCUGUCGGCGGCCAUUGGCGCGCCGCCCGAGGUCGUCAACUUUGCCGACUCGCCCAACAAGCUCGCGCCGUUUGAAGGCGCGGACGCGACCGGCGCCCCGAAGAACGGCGCGUGGUUCUCGCUCGAUGUCGUCGAAUCGCUCCUCCUUCUCGGCCAAGGCGACGGCUAUAGCGACGUCAAGGCGCUGUUGGACGCGGCGAAAGCGGCUUGUCCCGACGUGCUCAUCGCUAACCUCGCGCACGCCACGUCGCGCUGGAACGGGCUGCGCGAAGAGCUGUUCUGCGACCUCUUUUACUUGUACGUGGCCGGCCGGCCGAAUGCAGCGCUCAUUGUGCGGUACCUCUACACGGUCGACCCGAAGCUCGUGCUCUAUGCGUGCGUCAAGUGCUGGCUCGGCGCGCCAAACCUCCUCGGCCGACUCUUUUCGCUGCUCCGCAACACGGCCGACGCGUUUGCGAGUAUGCUCAGCAGCAACUUCUACUCGUUUGGGCUUGCGCUGGCGGUCAUGGGCGCCAACCACGACGUCCUUGCGCUCGACAGCUGGCUGCUCGAGCGCCUUGGCUCGGGCGCAACGACCAACGUGCCGUUUGCGACGUCGGUCGUAGCGUUUGUGCAUCGGCAGUACGCCCGCGCGCUGCCCAAGGUGCAGCUGACGCCGGCGACGAGCGGCGCGCUCACGGUCGAGUCGCUCGCGGUGACGCUCAAGGCGCUGCUGUCGCUCUCGCUGCCGCCGGCGCUCGCGAUGGAGGUCAAGAACGUGGUCGCGCUCUGCGCCAAGGCGCACUCGAUCCUCAAGGAGCCCGAGCCGGUCGCGGCGCCGAGCGUCGUGUCGCCGCAUGGCGUCACGGUCGAGAUGAUUGAAGAGCAAGCGAACGCCUACUUCCAGCAAAUCUACACGUCGGAGCAGAACAUCAACGACGUGGUCGCGAUGCUCAAGCGGUUCCAAGCCUCAAAGGACGAGACGGAGCGCCAGAUCUUUGUGUGCAUGGUGCACAAUCUCUUUGACGAGUACCGGUUCUUCCCGCGGUACCCCGAGACGGAGCUGCGCAUCACGGGCGUGCUCUUUGGGAAGCUCAUUGAGCACCAAGUGCUGCCGUCAACGUUCCUCCAGACCGCGCUGCGCCUCGUGCUCGAGUCGCUUCGCGAACCGACGACGUCCAAAUUUUUCUUCUUUGGUGCGUGCGCGCUGCAGCAGUUUGUACCGCGGCUCCGCGACCUCCCGGCCUACUGCGCGAACCUGAGCCAAAUUGCGCACCUCCAGCAUGCGCUGCCCGAGAUCAUGCGCCAGGUGAACGCGGUGACGCGCACGUUGGGCGCGGAUGCGCUUGUCGUCGACGAUGUGGCGCCGGCGCCUCUGAGCGUCGCGGUGCCGCCGCCGACGCUGACGAUCCCGGCCGCACCGAGCAGCCCGAAGAUUGCAAUGCCGCCGCCGACCGCGUCGUCGCCCGCAAUCAUGGACGUGGGCCACAUCUUUGGCGACGAGAGCUUGGCGGAUGAGAGCGCGCUCGUGACGGAGCCCGAGCAAGGCAUUGUGGACCGGCUGCACUUUAUCGUCAACAACAUGAGCAUCUCGACGCUCGAGGCCAAACUGCCGGAGGUGCGCCAUCUGCUGUCGCCCGAGUACUACACGUGGUUUGCGCAGUACCUCGUGUCGAAGCGCAUUGCGACGCAGCCGAAUUACCACGCUGUGUACCUGAUCUUCAUGGAGAAGGUGCACGCGCCGGCGCUCGAAGCGGCGAUCUUCAAGACGUGCCUCCAGCAAGUGCGCACGCUCUUGACGUCCGGCACGAUCACGACCAACUCGCAGCAGCGCACGCUACUCAAGAACCUCGGCUCGUGGAUGGGGCUCAUGACGCUCGGCCGCAACAAGCCGCUCUUGCAGCGCGACGUGGAUCUCAAAGAGCUGCUCUACGUCGGCUACGAGACAGGCCAUCUCAUUGCGGUGACGCCGCUCGUGGCCAAGGUACUUGAAGGCUGCAAGAAGAGCAAGAUCUUCAAGCCGCCGAACCCGUGGAUCAUGGGCCUCAUCCACGCGAUGAGCGAGCUCUACGACGUGCCGGACCUCAAGCUCAACCUCAAAUUUGAGAUUGAGGUGCUCUUCAAGUCGUUCAAGUUGAGCGUCGAAGACCAGCUGAAAGCCAACUUGCUGCACACGCGUGGGGCGCCGCCGCGCACGUGCAACCCCGACUUUAAUAUCAAGGUGGCAAAAGUCACGGCGUCGACGCCGACAGGCCGCACGUCGCCAUUGCAUGCCGUGACGCCCAAGGCGUCGUCGUCGUUGCCCAAGCCCAUGACGCCGACGCCGCUCAAGCCGCCGGCGCUCAAGAGCAAGGAAGCGUACCCGCCGGCCAACAAUGGGUCGGCGACCGUCUCGGAGUCGACGGUGAUUCCCAACUUGGCGUCGUACGUGGCGGUCAACCCGGAUCUGCCCUUGCACCAUGUCAACCUGCGCCGGCUCGUGCCGCUGGCCGUCGACCGCGCGAUCCGCGAGGUCAUUACGCCCGUCGUCGAGCGCAGCGUCACGAUUGCGUGCAUUACGACGCGCGAGGUCAUCCUCAAGGACUUUGCGACCGAGGUCGACGAGGCCAAGAUGCGCAAGGCCGCGCACGUGAUGGUGUCAUCGCUGGCCGGGUCGCUCGCGCUCAUCACGGCCAAAGAUCCGCUUCGAAAUUCGAUUGCGUCGCACUUGCGGUCGCUGUUGCCGACGAGCGACCCGCACCAGGUCGACCACGUUGUCAACGUGUGCUCGACGGAAAACACGGACCUCGGCUGCAUGCUCAUCGAGAAGGCGUCGUCGGAGAAGGCGAUGCGGGACAUUGACGAAGCGCUCGGCGCGGCGUACGCUGCCCGGCGCCGCCACACGCCAAAGCAAGAAGCCGGCAGUCCGCCCGUGGUGUUUGACGGCUCGGUGCCGCCGCCGUCGACGCUGCCGCCGGUGUUCCAGCCGUCGCCGCACGGCAUUUCGCCGCACCAGUGGAUGGUCUACGAGGCGUUUACGCGCAUUCCGCGCCCGACGUCGUUGACGCCGCCGACGUCGCGUCCGGACGCGGCCACGGACGGGCUCUCGGUGCAGCAAGCGCUCGAGCGCUUUGCGGUCUCGAUGGAGAAGUUUGAGGUGUUUGUGCAGCACAUUGUCCGCACGGCGGCGUCGGCCCAGCGUGAGCUCCCGGGUCUCCUCUCGCUGCCGCAAGACAGCGACGUCUUUGGCAUCCUCCGCGACAUUCGUGCGCUCGGCGCCAGCGUCAAGGCGACAGUGCGCGAAGAAGCGUGCCUCAAGAUUGCAAACCGCGUCGUCAAGUGCAUGUACGAGCUCGGCAAGGGCCGCGGCGACGAGCUCUUUCUCGACAUUCUCGUGUCGUGCCUCGACAUGCUCAGCGCAAGCUGCGACGGGCUCAAGAAGGAGGUCGUGCGCUGGAUCCUCAGCAUGGCGGUCGACGACAAGCUCAAGCUCCACUGCGAGAUUAUCAUUGCGCUCGUCCGCCUCAAGGUCGUCGACGUGAGCGAGUUUGACGCGUACCUUACGCGCAACAUGGAGCGCACGGGCCUCGCGAUCGAGUUUGCAGUCUACGUUGUGCGCCAAUGCCUCUUUUUGGACCAUGUGACGCUCAGCAAGCAGCUGCCGCAGACGCUCGAUGCGCUCGAGCGCAUUGUCGAGCGCCACGGCGCGCACGCAGCGACCAACAAGAACAUAAUGAUUCUCUCGAAUCUGCUCGAAGAAGCCAAGAAGCCCAAGGUGGCGACGCCGUCGACGCCGCCAAAAGCCAAGUCGCCGACGCCGACGAUGGACCCGGCGACGUUCCGCCACACGGUGAGCAACGCCAUGGAGCACUGGGUGGCGCUCGUCAACGACCCGGCCAACAACCACAGCAAGAUGCACAUGCAGUUUGUCGCGAUGCUCAAGCAGCACGGGCUCCUCAAGGACGAGGAGAGCAUGGGCGCGUUCUUCAAGGGCGCGAUUGAGAUUUGCGUCGACGUGUGCCUCAAGGGCUCGUACCAAAAGCCGCCGGCGGCGACCAAGGUCCCGCUUCAGUACAACGUGGUCGAUGCGUGCACGCAGCUCAUCGUGUUCCUCGUCAAGUACCUCGACGCGAACGCGACGAUGAAGCUGACCGUGCUCUCGCUGGCCGUGAGUGCGAUCGUGUCGUCGGUCAUUUCCGCCCACGACGCGGCCGUCAAGACAAACGCGCUCUUUGACCAGCGCGUGUACUUUCGCUUCUUUGCGAAUCUGCUCAAGGAGCUCACGAUGCAAGAGCCGAUGCUCGACGCGAUCCACCUGCAGGUCCUCAACACGUUUGCGGGCGCGUUCAACCAGCUGCAGCCCAUGUCGGUGCCCGGCUUUUGCUUUGCGUGGACCGAGCUCAUUAGCCACCGGUGCUUUAUGCCGAUGCUGCUCCGCGCCAAGCAGCAGCGCGGGUGGCAGAUUCUGCACCGCCUGCUCAUGAGCUUGCUCGUGUUUAUGGAGCCGUUCUUGCGCCACAUGCCGCCGCCUGCGUCCGUCGGCGCCUUGUACAAGGGCACGGUCCGCGUCGUCUUGGUCUUGCUGCACGACUACCCCGACUUUUUGGCCGAGUUUUACACGAGCUUUUGCGACGUGCUCCCGGCCGCGUGCAUCCAGCUGCGCAAUGUGAUUCUGUCGGCGUUUUCACGCUCGAUGCGCUUGCCCGACCCGCUCACGCCCGGCCUCCAAGUCGCGCAGCUCCCAGAAGUCAACGUGUCGCCGCGGCUCAUGCCCAACUGGAGCGCGGCGCUCGCGCACAACCAGCUCAAGGAGUAUCUCGACGCGUUCCUCUUUGCGACCUCGAACCGCGCGGCCGUAUUCCCGCACGACCUCAUUGGGAAGCUCUUGCGGGCGCCCAGCGCCGGCGUCGACGUCGAGUCCAAGUACAUGCUGCCGGCGCUCAACGCGGUCGUGCUGUACCUCGGGAAGGAGGCGAUCGCCGAGAUGGCGGCGGCCGAGAAGACUGCGGUUUCGUUUGAGCAGUCGGCCAUGAUGGACGUCUUGCGGUUUUUGGCCGACGAGCUCGACGUCGAGGGGCGGUACUAUUACUUUAGCGCGAUGGCCAACCACCUCCGGUUCCCCAACAGCCACACGCACUACUUUAGCUGCGUGCUGCUCUACCUCUUCUCGCACGCCAAGGCGCCCAGCGUCAAGGAGCAGAUCACGCGCGUAUUGCUCGAGCGGCUGAUUGCGAACCGGCCGCACCCGUGGGGCCUCCUCGUGACGUUUAUCGAGCUCAUCCGGAACCCGAGCUACAAGUUUUGGGACCAAGAGUACCUCCACUGCUCGAGCGAGAUCCGCGACGUCUUUGACGAUGUCGCGCGCACGUGCAUGGGCUCGGUGCCAUUUCCCCGCCGCACGGACGAGUAGGCCCGAUCCCGCCAUUUUCAUGUAAAAAAUAUAUCUUUACUCAAGAUAUAUUGUCUGGUGGGGACGUUAAGGACUAUGCCCGCGAUCUAGUCGACUCGUCGAACGAGAA
Saprolegnia diclina VS20 is the source of this 6661-nucleotide messenger RNA. RefSeq lists its product as hypothetical. Lineage: Eukaryota; Oomycota; Saprolegniomycetes; Saprolegniales; Saprolegniaceae. The transcript is spliced from 2 exons. Gene Ontology annotation, molecular function: molecular adaptor activity. Bases 22 to 6552 code for a protein of 2176 amino acids. Gene Ontology annotation, cellular component: CCR4-NOT core complex; P-body. Gene Ontology annotation, biological process: nuclear-transcribed mRNA catabolic process, deadenylation-dependent decay. The record is from RefSeq and is a predicted model, not a curated record.